This is a messenger RNA of Thalassophryne amazonica, 1427 nucleotides long. RefSeq names its product proline-serine-threonine phosphatase-interacting protein 1-like. The record is from RefSeq and is a predicted model, not a curated record. Gene Ontology annotation, biological process: actin filament polymerization. Gene Ontology annotation, cellular component: actin filament; cytoplasm; plasma membrane. The transcript has 16 exons. The coding region runs from base 104 to 1099 and encodes 331 amino acids. Gene Ontology annotation, molecular function: actin filament binding. Lineage: Eukaryota; Metazoa; Chordata; Actinopteri; Batrachoidiformes; Batrachoididae.
AAAACUUCUUCCUCAUUUAAAAUGACUCACUGACACUUUGGCCACUCUUUGUUUUAAACACCGUUAACUUGCCUGAUUGUCCCACAAACGUACAGAAGUAACAAUGGCACCGUUGAUGUUUAAAGAUGCUUUCUGGGGGACUGAUUUCACUUGUCACGCUGGCUAUGAAGCUAUGAUCCAAAGGCUGAGGGAUGGACGACAAAUGUGCAAAGAUGUGGAAGAACUUUUCAAGAUGAGGGCUCAAGCAGAGGAGAAAUACGGGAAGGAACUGGUGACUAUUGCUCACAAAGCUGCCGGACACGCCGAGAUUGGCACCCUGAGAGCAUCCUUUGAUCAACUUAAAACACAAAUUGAAAACAUAGGGAAAUUUCACAUCCAGCUCUCUGACACACUGAAAGAGGAGGUGAAAAAGAUUGAGGCAUUAAGAGAGCAUCAGAAAGAACAGAGAAAAAAGUGUGAAAGCAUCAUGGAGAAGGUGCAGAAGAAAAAGAUUUCUUUCUUUAAAAAGACACUGGAGUCGAAGAAGAACUACGAGCAGAGAUGCAGGGAGGCAGAUGAGACAGAACAUGUGAGAGAGAAGACAACCUGUACAACCAAACAGUCAGAGAAGAUACGUCAAAGAGCCGAACACUGCAGACAGGCAGCAAGUGAAGCAGAGAAGUUGUAUUCUGCCAAUAUUGUGCAACUAGAACAUGUUCGCCAAGACUGGGAAGCGGCACACAAAGGCACGUGUGAGAUAUUCCAGCAGCUGGAGAGAGAUCGUAUCAGCAUGGUCAGAUGUACAUUAUGGGACCACUGCAACCAUUUCUCCAUGCAGUGUGUCAAAGACGAUGACUCUUAUGAAGAGGCGAGAGAGUGUCUGGAAAUGUGUGACAUCACUGCAGACAACAACUGUUUCAUAGAGACAAAAACAACAGGUUCAAGGCCACCAGAGUCCAUAGUGUUUGAGAGUUACUACCAGACACAGACAUCAGGGGACAGCAAUGGGCAAGCUCAUUUUGCAGGAGGAGGAAACAUGAUGAGGAGAGAAUCUGAUUUCCCCACACGGAAGUUCAACAAUCUGCGAGGUGAGAGUCUCCAAACGCACACGCAGCACUGACAUCUACUGGACAAUCUGAGGUUAAAGAAGGAGAUAUGCUUCCAUACCGGCCGCCAGACAGCUUCCUCGAGCUCAUAACUUUCAGCUGAGAAUGUCUACAUCGUGCUUUAUGACUACACUGCACAGGAGCGGAUGAAUUGUCUGUGAGCAGAGGUGAUGUGCUGCGGCUGCUGGAAGAGAUGCCACGACGGCUGGUGGACUGUGGAGAUGAACGGUCAGACUGGACUGGUGCCAGCAAUUAUCUGGCCAAAGUCUGAAAACAGAAAUGGUGCAGACACCUACCAAAACAAUCCAGGCAACACCUCAUCCACAUAUUCCAACAGGCAUU